This is a messenger RNA of Puccinia graminis f. sp. tritici CRL 75-36-700-3, 1380 nucleotides long. RefSeq lists its product as uncharacterized. The transcript has 3 exons. Lineage: Eukaryota; Fungi; Basidiomycota; Pucciniomycetes; Pucciniales; Pucciniaceae. The record is from RefSeq and is a predicted model, not a curated record. The coding region runs from base 1 to 1380 and encodes 459 amino acids.
AUGAAGGCAAUGGAAACCGAGCACAAACGCAUUGAAUACCUGAUCGAAUCUGUCAAAAAGAGAGACGAGAUCCUUGGGGACAGUUUGGGAGAGUUCUAUGACCACUUGAAAAUGCUGACACGAGCAAGAUUGUAUGACCUCUGUACAGAUUCACCAUUGACCCUCUGGGCGCGUCAUCCCGGCGCUACUCAAGCUUCCAGUCCAACCUUAACUGAGCCUUCCUCCUACGAGGGGACGGGGACUCCGUCAGCCCGCCACCUGAUUGAGCCAUUAUUCAAUAUUCUCGGGCAUGAUUUCCGAAUGGAUCACAACGGUGCUCGUAGGUCAAAGAUCCCCAGGUUGAGAGAAACCGUCGAUUCAGUUGCCUCCCAGGACGAAGCGUUAACUAGGAGUUCGCGGACUCUGGGAACGUUCACCUGCAAAAAUGACAAUCAAGAGGGCAUCCUAAAGAGGAAAAACGAAGACAGAGAGGUUAAUUUACAUGGGGAACCACUUCGUAUGAUUCAGUAUAUGGUUUCUCCUUUGGAUGGCUUGUGGGUGAGAUUAGAAUCCUUCGUGCUUUGGGGCUUGACAAAUUCGCAUGUCGAGGACCCCUUGUUCGAAAAGUGGUACGCGGCUCGCCAUUCGCAAUUGUGGUACGAGACCUUGGGACUCGCCAUUACUCGUGAAGAUAUCAAGAGUUUGGAUUUGUCCAAGAAAAACUGGGUCAUGCGGAAUUAUGUGGAAGCUGUGUUUCGUCUAGCGGAGUACAUCAGGAAUUACGACCUACUGCCACCGAACUUCACCUCAAAAGUGAAAAUUUUUGAGCCAAGUAAUCUUGUGCUGGCGAUCAAGUGUUACGCCACUGAACCAUCGCCAUUUGGAAACCAGCUAAUGGAGAUCCUCAUGUGGAAACCUCGCGGAUUCGUCCCAGGGCCAGAAUUUUUGAGAACACAUGAAUUCUUUGAGCCUUUUCACAGACCCAUGAGAGAGAAACUUGCAAGUGACACAAAUGCGGCAGAAAAACUUCCGGAUUGUCAACGAUUUAUGAGGAUUCGUGAAGGAUUUUGUGAAGAAGAAGAAUUUCUCAAAAUCGCAGACAACCUUCACUCAAUGUUGAGGAGCCCCAGCGCCAUGGCUGGAAUUGGAAAAUCGGAGGAGAUUAGAAAUCACAAAAUUGUUUCCACCAUACAAGAAAUUUUUAAAUGCUUUGAUGAACCUGCAAGUAUGCAGGGUGAAUUUCAUGAACAUCAAUUCCUCAACAUUUACUACAUGGUACAUUUUUUGAAUACCUACUACAAGCCAUUAGUAGAUGAAUCCAUCAAAACCAUAGGAAUCAACAUCCUCAUCCUCGAAGAAAAGAUAAAAUAUAUGAUAAAAGUCCCCCCAUACACAUUAUAG